This is a messenger RNA of Dreissena polymorpha, 1583 nucleotides long. RefSeq lists its product as uncharacterized. Bases 350 to 1276 code for a protein of 308 amino acids. The transcript is spliced from 4 exons. Lineage: Eukaryota; Metazoa; Mollusca; Bivalvia; Myida; Dreissenidae. The record is from RefSeq and is a predicted model, not a curated record.
GCACGCUGCAUGACAAAAAUCGCUGCUUCUGCCUUUCACUGUCGCAGAAAGAACAUUUUAGAACAUAGGAGGUGGAGAGUUGGUGUUCAUGGAAAAUAAAUUUGAAUAAUAAACAGCUUCAAAUUUAUAUACUGGUUAAUCCACUCUUGGAAGUUAACUGACUCAAAUAAUGAUACAUAGUAUAGCUUUGUUUUAUUAAAUUGGCGUUUGGCGAUUUUACUGGAAAGCAAACUUUUGCCGAAACUUAUUAAAAAAGACUUAAUUUAGUUUUCAUUAAUAUGGAUGUUAUGUGCUGACGAGAACACACAUAUCAUGUGAUAAACUAUAAACACCAAACCAUCUGUUGUGAAUGGAUUGGAUUAUUAAAGCACACUCCAUGAUGCAGACAACACAAUUGCUUCUAAUGAACACCCUGAUGAUGACUUUGAUCACGCAUUCAUCGACACAAAGUCAGGAUCCAAGGACAAUAGAUCUACAAGUGCAAACUAAAGUGAACGAUAUUCGGGAACUGGCAAUAAUAAAGGCUGAAAUUUUACGACGUCUGGGCGUUACGGAGCCUCCCUUGCCCUCUACGCAUGCGCCACGACCAGAGAAAAGGGCUAUAGACAAUACCGACUUUUUGAUGACAUACAGACUGCUCGACCUUGUUAGCCUUCAUUCUGAGCCAUCAGACGAAUUUGCAGACGACAAGAUAAUACAGUUCCAACUAGGAGGUCUAACUAGAGACAAGGCGGUAGUUAUCGAAAGUGUUAAUUUGUUGCUGAGAUUGAAAUUCAAGAACCCUUUCAUCAAUACCACACAUGAAUUUAAAUCAGAUACUGACUUACCUUCACUAAAUCAGACGUUUGUCGAAUUAAUUGACGGUUCAUCUGUAUCAAAAAAGGUGACUAAAAAAGAAAAAAGACAUUGGAAAGCCUCGCAGCGUGUGCAAAAAUAUAAAACGAAUGAAUUUCCAAUAACAAUAAUUGUAUCAAAUGUUACAAAUAGCGGUAAACCCGAUGUUAUUCUGACUAAAGUUAAAUCGACACUAAAAAAAUCUAAGUCCAUGAAACUGAGUCUACCUCUUGACCUGAUCAAACAGUCCUUCGACGGGAAUGAACAGACACUGAAUUUGUAUUUACAAUGUGUAGGAUGUGGGAAACGCGCCAUAUUGAUAUUAACUCACAAACCCCGACUGCGGCACCGGCGGAAGAGAAAGCAAAGAAGCAAGCCCCGAUCUCUACACAAACGAAGACCGAUUUUGUUCAUACAGUCUCGUAUAAUUUCACUAAGCUAAGUUAAUGUUAGCAAAGCAUAUCCCGUAUAGUAGUUAUUGGAAGUUUUCAAAGCGAAUUGUGAUACACGUGUUUAUUAAUUGGAAAGAUAAAUUAUAAACUGUUGCUGCUGACAUAAAUUUGCACUAGUUAUUUAAAUGCGUUUACUUCAAUGCUUGAAUUUGAAAAUGUAUUUCUCGACACAUGUGACAUACAGACAUCAAUAAGACAGGUUUUGUUCUUUUUACUUGUUUUAAAUCGACCAGACGGAAUAUGAUCGGUAAAAAAUCCCCUUUUUAUAAAUGCUUGCUAAAAAAAUCCAUAACUGUA